UCAUUUCAUUCCAUUUCACAUUUCACCGUGCACUUUUUACUUUUCGGGCAAACUCAUUUUUUACACAGAAAAAUCGCUCGCAACUUCGCUGGCAAGGGAAUAGAAAAUCAACCCAAAACCGAGAAUCUAUCCAGCCGACCGAAUAUAUUUUCCACGCACACAUAAAUCCAAAAUCUUAAAGGCAGCUCGCCUUUCGAAUUUCCCAGAAUGCUUAGGAUGCAAUCCGCGAUGAGAUCUGCUGCCCGGCAGACCCAAAAGCUAAUGCGAAUGAUGUGCUAUGAUUCGCAACGCAUUAAGGCGCAGUUUCUGGUCCAAAAUGGGGAAUCCCCUGCCAAUGCAGAGGAACUCGAUACUCAGGAUAAGGAGGGGUCAGAACAGACCCCGGCGGCGGUGCCACGCCCCCGCACGCCCCUCCACAAUCCGUUGAGUCGACGCCACACUGUGAACAGUUCCCGACUGCAGUACAUCAACGACAAGUACAAGGAGCUGGCCAACGAGGUGGAGUUGCGCAAGCCCAAGGAAAAGCCCUUCGUGACCCGCCACGCCCUCCAUUCGGGGCGGUUCGACAAGUGACACGAUCUUGAGAUCUUAUAAACCUUAUAAAUUAGUGAUCCAGAAACUCACACUCACUUCUUGUUCAACGUAUUUCGCCUGUUAAAUCACAAAGUAAAAUGCUGUACAUAAAAUGCAUAAAAAUUAAAUUUAAUUUAAAUCAAUUGAAGCAGA
Messenger RNA from Drosophila takahashii, 726 nucleotides. RefSeq lists its product as uncharacterized. Lineage: Eukaryota; Metazoa; Arthropoda; Insecta; Diptera; Drosophilidae. The record is from RefSeq and is a predicted model, not a curated record.